CAGAAGAGUGAUUACACUGGCAGCAGUUGGGAGCAUCUGAAGAAAAUACUCACUGAGAACUUGCCAGUCAUUUCUCUAAUCAACUCAACUGGUGUUUCGCACAAUUCCAAGAGAAAUGUGAAGUUUGCUUAUCAGAUGUGUCAGUAAGGAGGCAGACUCCACAGUGAGCCAGCUGCUCAGGGAGUACGACGAUUGCAGUUCUCAGCGUGGGCUGUCUCUGGGAACUCUGAAGGAGUACCAAAGGAAUGUGGAAAUGGCUAACGUAGGCACAUGUCUGCAGCUUUUGUCAAGGCUCUUCAUCGUCUUGAACUGUGUAGCACAGCAGGUCCAGGCUGUAGAAACAGUGAACCUUGUGGACUUCUGUGGACAAACCAUCCAGAAAGAUGGGAUGAUUGUGAACUCUCACCGGGAGUCUCGCAAGUAUUACUUCAUUGCAGCCAAUACAGACUGUAGCCUCACCAUGCAGGCUUUAUCCUCCAAGGAUAAGGUCCAAUUUCACUUUCGGUUCUUCUUGGUAUACAGUCUACUGCGUAUCUCCUCUCCAAAUCAUCCUAGUACUCUGUCCCCCUUGCAGCCCCCGACCAACAGUCCACUGUCAGCAGAUCCGAGAAAGCCAGCAGACCCUUGUACCUCAGGAUCUUAUGUGCAGUUCUAUGAUGGGAAGGACAGAAAUGCUUUGCCAAUUGGUCUACCUUUGUGUGGGAAAAGCAUUCCGAGGCCCAUUUUGUCCACAGGAAACUAUCUCACCCUUCGUCUGGUGACCAGAGGACAGCAACCACGGGUUGACUUUGUUGGAGACUUCACAUCUUUUAGACUCGGUUUCAACCAGUCAGAGUGCAGCUGGGAGCCAUAUUUCCAGUGCCAGAAUGGCAAAUGCAUCCCUUUGACUUUGGUCUGUGAUAGCAAGGAGCUAGACAACUGUGGAGAUGGAAGUGACGAGUCGCCGCUGCCACCAGCCAGGUGCCAAGGUUCCACUUCCACAACACCUCAGAAAUCAAGCAGAACAACUACAGAGACAUUGACCACCGCUCUAUCAAUCAAUAAGUCAUGCAGCCAUCGAGAGCACCACCACUUGUUGUCUCCAAGCCAGGUGGACCAGCCUGACUCUGUCAAAGAUUCGACCUAUGUGUCUCUUGUGGUCCUUUACGUUGCUCUUGGAGUGAUUGCUGGGAUGGUGUUUCUGUUCUGGUGCUGCUGGUCUCCAGGCUGGUUUGUGUGGCGUGUCAGCAUCUUUCGAUUCCUCCCUUGCUGUAACUCAGUCUGCGCGUCUUGCCAGCUUUGCUCUCGGAGCUGCACUAGACGUGAACACCGGUUGGCCAAAGUAACUCCACACAACACAUCAGCAGUGGCCACAUAAUGUCUUCAUAUGCCUUGAUCUAGACCCACAAUGCCCUGGUGAACAUAGGUGUGCAUUCCAAAGCAGGAGUGCUGUGAAGCCUUCCUAUUUCCUAAUACCGUUCAUAUUUUGAAAUGAAAGCCUUAGUCUUCACCAGUUCACAAAGCUCCCACAAUUUCUUUAUUCACUUUAUUUAAUAUAAAUUAGUAAAGCUCAAAUUCAGCUGAUCAGAGAGUAGGAAAAUUGCUGCAACCUUAUCUGGGGAGACUUUAUCAAAAUGUUUCUAAAUCAAAGCCCAUUGAUUCAGGUACCGGGCUACUCUGACUGAGCUGGAACUCGUAGAAGUUAAGAUUGAAUCUUGACAUCACUGGAGUGGAAAUUCAGUUAAUCUAUUUAGGAAAUGCCAUUCUGGGAAGAUGCCCUGUCUAGAAGUAUCUAGGCAAGAAUUUAUCUUCCAGAUUAGAAACAGAUCAGAAACAAGACAUGGACGUCUCACCAGAGGCCCUCAAAGUGCUUUGGCUGUCUCUACACUCCAAUGUGCUUUAUCUGUUUGUCAUAAUCUGUAUGAUUAUUCAUAAAGAAAUAUAUUUAUAUAGCUACAAUCUGAUAAAAAUUACUAGAAGUGCAACUCUUAAUAAGUUUUGUAUUUUGCAUUUUUAGUGAAAACAAAAAAUUAUUUUUAUGUUGUACAAAGCUAAACUGCAAUAACAGAUUUUCUCAGUGGACAAUAAACCUCUGAAGGUAAAUACACACUGAGGAAUAAAGGUAACAAAGACAAAAUCAAUAUUGUGCUAGCAGUGCAGAAGGUUUUAGGGCAUAAAAAACAUUCAUUUACCAAAGCCAGUUUUGAAAUCACAUGGGGUGCAAGCAAUUCUGGGCCCACUGGGCAUGGUACAACAGCCUUCCUUAGAUGGGGUGCCAGUCCAUGGCACAGCAUGCUCACCACCCAUCAAUCUUCUGAACUUGGUGGCUCCUAUCCUAGUGAGAUUAGGGGAAACGUAGCUGUAAUAUCAUGGAAACAUGCUUUGCUUUCACAAUGACCCUAAACCUUAGGUUCUUUCAUAUGUGUGUUCAUGGAUUGUUAGCCAUAGCGGCACUUGGAGUUUCAAUCUAUCAGGUAGAGUUGCACCGAAAAGUAAGUGAAUUCUUUGGAAUUCCCUGAAUUUCUGCAUUGAUUACUCAUAAAACAUGGUCUGAUCCUCACCUAGGUCACAAUAAUACACAAACAUGAUCUGAUUAAACUAAUAACCCAAAAACAGUUGUACUUUCCAUGGCUUUAUCAAGCACACUGAAUAAUCAUUCACAGUGCAGGCUGGAAAGAAUAAGUGAACCUCUAUGUUAAUCUUCUUUUUAUUCUUUUGGCUGCUCCCAUUUAGGGACACCACAGCAGAUCAUCUGUCUCCAUCUAUCUUUUAUAUCAUUUUCAGCCACACUGACUGCCUUCUUGUGCCCUCUCACCACAUAAACCUCAUCUUUGGCCUUUCUCUUUUCCUCUUGCCUGGUGGUUCCAUCCUCAACAUUCUUUUCCUGAUGUACCCCUCAUCUUUCCUCUGCAUGCACCCAAACCAUCUCAAACUAGCUUCUCUCACUUGGUCACCAGUCUGUCGUACCCAUGUUGUCCCUUUAAUACACUCAUUCAUAAUCCUGUCUACCCUCGUUACUCCGAACAAAAAUUGUAGGUAAUUGGAGAGCAGUGUUUUAGCUGAGUUAAGGAGAUGAGAUUGAAAGUGUGGGUUGCACAGGUGCCUCACUCUUUAAACAAAGGUUAACAAAGCCUGGUUACUGACAAAUCUGUUCUCGUCAAGAAAGAUUGAUUAGUGUGAACUCUGCCUCAACCAAAAAAAACUAUCAAAGGACCUUAGAAGACACAAUAUAGAGAUGCAGGAAGCAGGAAAAGGCUAAGAAAGCAUUGCUACAGAUUUGGGUGUUCAUCAAUUCACUGUCAAAUAGUCUACAAAUUCAGCACUGUAGCUUCUUUUCCAAGCAGUGGAUCUCAAAUAAACAUCACUCCAAGAGCACAAAGGACCACCCUGAAAGUGAUGGAAACAACCCAAGGGUAAUAGCAAAAGACCUCCAAAAAUGUCUACACACUGUGAAUGUCUUUUGUCAACUAUCAGAAAAACACUAAACAAGAAUGAUGCUCAUGGACAUUCACCAUGGAGGAAACCACUUUGUAGGAUGGUUCAGAUUUGCCCAAGACCACCAGGAUGUUUCACAAUGCUUCUGGGAAAAUGUUCUGUGAACAGAUGAGACAAAAAGUUGAACUUUUUGGCACAAAUGCACAAUGUUAUGUUUGGAGGAAAAUGGACACUGCACACCAACAACAAAACAUCAUCCCAAGCGUGAAACAUGGUGAAGAGAGCACUAUGGAUUGGCCUGCUUUGUCACCUCAGGGCCUGGACGCCUUGCAAUCAGUGAGGGAACAAAGUUGUCAAGAUAGUUUAUAGGUCAUUGUAAGGGCAGCAAUCCAUGACCUUAAGCUUAAGAAAGGUUGGGUGAUGACCCAAGGCACACAAAUAAAUCAAAUAAAGAAUGGCUGAAAAAGAAGAUGAAUUGUGUUUUGGAAUGGUCAACCGUAACCCAACUAAGAUGCUGUAGCAUGACUUGAAGAGGGCUGUGCAAUCAAGACAGAAAUAUUGAUGAGGUAAAAUAGAUUUGUAGGGAGGAAUGGUCUAAAAUUCAUCCAGAAUAGCGUGCAAGUCUUCAAAGCAGCUACAGGAAGCAUUUGGUGAAGGUUGUUACUGCUAAAGGAAGAUCAGCAAGUUAUUAAAAUCAAAUGUUCACUAACUUUUUCCCAGCCUGCACUGUAAAUGAUUACUCCAUGUGCUCAAUAAAGACAUGAAUAAUACUUCUGUUUCUACUGUAUGUUAUUAGUUUAGUGAGAUUGUGUUUGUCUAUUAUUGUAACUUAGAUGAAGAUCAGACCUUGUUUAAACAGUAAUCAACACAGAAAUCCAGGGAAUUCCAGAAAGUUCAUUUACUUUUUCUUGCAACUGUACACCCGUGCUCACCAAAGACUACGCUAUCCACAGACCAAACUGAGAAUGUCUCUCCUUACCUCUAUUGACAUGAAACUAAUAACGAGCUCUUAAUUGCCUGGCAAGAAACCACAGGCAGAAUAGCAGUGAAGGCAAAUUGUUGUUCUAUUCAAUAUGAACAGAUUCAAGUGUAAGACCUUAAUCAGGAGCACAGGCAGAAGUACCACAAAAAGUAUACAACCUGGACUUAUGUGACUGCAGCAGUUUUAAGGUGAUCACUACUCUUUGUCCAGGUGACACAUUUGUUAGUCACAGAGCCUGUCCAGAAGAAGACUCACAGCAACUUAGGUCAUUGUCAAAUGGAAAGGAAGACCCUCUCUCUAGGUUUUCAUCUGGUUUAUAUCAGCCAUUUAGUAGCCAUCUAAUGAGUGCCGAAUCAUGCAUUGUUGUUAUCCUUAUUCUAAAAAAAUAUAAAACCAUUCUGUAAAUAAUUAAUAUAUACAUACUGUAUAUAAUGCAAAUGAUCAAACCUUAGUUAAAACCUUUGGUUAAACCUUAUCCAAA
Molecule: messenger RNA, 4877 nt
Organism: Erpetoichthys calabaricus (reedfish)
Lineage: Eukaryota; Metazoa; Chordata; Cladistia; Polypteriformes; Polypteridae
Gene: ldlrad2
Product: low density lipoprotein receptor class A domain containing 2
Exons: 5
Coding region: 254-1357 (367 amino acids)
Molecular function (GO): protein binding
Source: RefSeq, a predicted model, not a curated record